Messenger RNA from Diorhabda sublineata, 1049 nucleotides. RefSeq names its product protein D3-like. Lineage: Eukaryota; Metazoa; Arthropoda; Insecta; Coleoptera; Chrysomelidae. Bases 377 to 1000 code for a protein of 207 amino acids. The record is from RefSeq and is a predicted model, not a curated record. The transcript has 5 exons.
AUAAUAUACAAAAUAUUAGUAGGGUAUAGAAGUAACAUUUUUUAUCAUUACCAGCAAUUGUUUUAUUAUCGACACCUAAAGUACUCAGUGAAAUUUCACUUUUCGGUCAGAAAAAAACUAUAUUAACUUUUUAAUACUAUUUUAAUCCAUUUUAUCCAAAUAUUUCUUAUUUGUUUUAAAUGUUUAAUGAUUGACUUACAUUAUUACGUAAUACGUAAUCAUUGUCAAGUAAACAUGUAAAUUGUUGCUGAAUUCCAUUUGUUUUAAGUUAUGUAGAAUGACUAGAAGCAGUGGGAGAUAACUGUAAAUUAAAACCGUUCGAAACUAAAGAGAGAGUACGCAAUUUAGGUAUAGUUGAUUUUUCUAUUGUUAAAAUAUGUUUAUCAGAAGUGUUUAUUUGUUAUUAUUUGUUUUAAAUACUUUUUAUUCAGUUCAAAGUGGCGAUAACAUGCUAAAAGAAAAAAUGGAAAAAGAAGAAGUUAUACCAGAUGUUAUUGAUAAAGUGCCAGAAGAAGUUACUGAGGUAAUCUACCCUAGCGGUGCCAAAGUUAACUUAGGAAAUGAGUUAACACCGACGCAAGUUAAAGACGAACCUGUUGUAAAAUGGACGUCAGAUGAUAACGCAUUUUAUACUGUUGCUAUGGUCGAUCCUGAUGCACCUAGUAGGAAAGAACCAAAAGUUCGUGAAGUACUGCAUUGGUUAGUUGGAAACGUACGAGGAAGUAACGUAAAAAGCGGUGACGUCAUUGCUGAAUAUAGAGGGUCUGGUCCUCCAUUGAACACUGGUUUACAUAGAUACAUAUUUUUGGUUUAUAAACAAAAUAAUAAGAUUGAAUUUAGUGAAAAACGGAUAGAUAAUAGGUCAAGAGAAGGACGCCUCAACUUCUCUAUAAGAAAAUUCUCUGAAAAAUAUAAUUUAGGACAGCCUGUAGCUGGCAACUUCUACCAGGCUCAGUGGGAUGAAUACGUUCCAAUUUUACAAAGUUUAAGUAAACAAUAACUAUUUUGAUACGAAAUAAAUAUUUGAUUUUUAUCUUUUUAAUUUUUAA